This is a messenger RNA of Pistacia vera, 1897 nucleotides long. Its product is annotated as probable serine/threonine-protein kinase At1g01540. The record is from RefSeq and is a predicted model, not a curated record. Bases 146 to 1651 code for a protein of 501 amino acids. Gene Ontology annotation, molecular function: ATP binding; protein kinase activity. Gene Ontology annotation, biological process: protein phosphorylation. The transcript has 7 exons. NCBI's taxonomy places the organism in Eukaryota, Viridiplantae, Streptophyta, Magnoliopsida, Sapindales, Anacardiaceae.
CAUCAUGCCAGCUCUUAGUCGCUCCCUUUACUCUCUCUAUAACAUGAUAAUGUCUCCACAUUAAUUCUUUCCCAAAUUAACAUAAAUCAUCAACUUUUUGGUUAAGUUUCAUCACAAAGAAGAAAGAAAGAAAGGUUUGGGUUUGAUGAGUGACCAACUAUCAAGGCCAAGUUCAAUCUUUGGUCUUCGUUUAUGGAUAGUUGUCGGUGUAUGUGUAGGAGCAGCAUUUGUGCUGCUUCUCUUCCUCAUCUCUCUUUGGCUCACUUCGAAACGUUCCAAAAUCAAACAUAAUAAAUCUUUUUCAAAGGACCCUACUAAUAAUACAAUACCUAUCAUCUCUAAAGACAUCCAAGAAGUCAGAGUUCAAUCUCAUCCUCAUCCAGAGCCCGAUCCCAUCACCGGCAUAGAAGGGCAGGCCUUGCUUCUCCCUCGAGAAGAAGAGAGCCCUACUGGAUAUCAUAAGAUUCACGUUGAGAUCGGUAAAGAUCAUAGAAUAUGUUAUCCUGGGAAUGGGAGUGGCGAGGCACGUUCAGGUGGUGGUGGUGGUGCUGACCAAGUGGCUGCGGUGGUGCCUGAGGUGUCGCACUUGGGUUGGGGUCAUUGGUAUACUUUGAGAGAGCUUGAGGUUUCAACAAAUUAUUUUGCUCAUGAAAAUGUUAUUGGUGAAGGUGGGUAUGGGAUUGUUUAUUAUGGUCUUUUGGAGGAUAACAAUCAGGUAGCUGUUAAAAAUUUGCUCAAUAACAGGGGACAAGCUGAGAGGGAGUUUAAAGUUGAAGUGGAAGCAAUUGGAAGAGUUCGGCAUAAGAAUUUAGUGAGAUUGCUCGGCUAUUGUGCUGAGGGAGCUCAUAGGAUGCUUGUAUAUGAGUAUGUGAAUAAUGGAAACUUGGAACAAUGGCUUCACGGGGAUGUAGGGUCUUGCAGUCCUCUUACUUGGGAGAUUCGGAUGAAUAUUAUCCUGGGUACAGCAAAAGGGUUAAGUUAUCUACAUGAGGGACUUGAGCCCAAAGUUGUUCACCGUGAUAUAAAAUCAAGCAAUAUUUUACUUGACAAGCAAUGGAAUUCCAAGGUUUCAGACUUCGGCCUUGCCAAGCUCCUAGGUUCAGAGAGCAGUUACAUCACAACCCGUGUAAUGGGAACAUUUGGUUAUGUGGCUCCUGAAUAUGCAAGUACAGGUAUGUUGAAUGAACGAAGUGAUGUGUAUAGUUUCGGGAUUCUUAUUAUGGAAGUAAUUUCUGGGAGGAACCCAGUUGAUUAUAGCCGGCCUCCAGAAGAGGUUAACUUAGUUGAGUGGCUUAAGAAGAUGGUUUCUAACAGGAAUCCGGAGGGAGUGCUGGAUCCCAAGCUACCAGAGAAGCCUAAUUCCAGGUCUUUAAAACGGGCUCUGCUUGUAGCUUUACGUUGUGUAGACCCAAAUGCAACGAAGCGACCCAAAAUGGGCCAUGUGGUACAUAUGCUUGAAGCUCAAGAGACCCUCUUGAAAGAUGAUCGUAGAGGUGCAAGGGACACAGGAGGACCACUUCGUGACAGUCCAAAAAAUGGGUUAAUUAAGAAGCAGGGGACGGAACCAGGUGGCGACAAAAGGUACGAAAGUGGGGUGCAUGCCAAUGAGGAAAGAUGCCAACAUGAAGAAAUCCAAGAAGAAAAUCUUUGAAAAGUUACCGACAACGUCAGGAGUGGAUUCAAUAUUAUGUACUGUCCACUUAUAAGCUUUAUCUACUUUUGUGACUUUCACUUAUGGUGCUCUAUAUUAUUUUUGCUUCUGCAAUCACAUUUGAUUUAGCUCCGCUAUAAGAUUCAAUUCAAAGACUGUAAUCAAUCCUUUUUUCAGAUAAACUUUGUGCUGGAGGCCUCCGUAAUCAGAUAUUUAUUUACAUUGUUAAAUAAUUUUUUUUCCAUA